Messenger RNA from Effrenium voratum, 657 nucleotides. NCBI's taxonomy places the organism in Eukaryota, Dinophyceae, Suessiales, Symbiodiniaceae. The record is from the annotation of a GenBank genome assembly.
AUGGCCACGGCCAGGACUUGGGCCAAGAUUCGGCCCGAAAAGCCGGCAGAGCGACCUCCUGGCCCACGCUACUACAGGCACUGGGGCUCCCAUUACCGCGGCAAGCCGGCAGUGGGCAUGGGCAACUUUGAGCUCUGGCGCGGCCGCUUCUUGGAGGGUCCGCCACGGACUGUCACGGGCCCAUGGCCAAGAAGGCCCGUUGACCCGCCUACACCUGACCCUGUGGCAGAGGAUUGGGAUGACCUGAGCGCCAUGCACGCCAUGAGCGCCAUGCCCAAGGAGGCCGCGCAGAGUUCCAGGUGUCCGGAGUCCGUGUUGGCAAGGCCCAGGCCAGGCGAACGGAAAGAGAGGAAUAUCGCAGUGCAGGAGCUGGGCAUCCUCCCGUUGCCAAAGAGCCAGCCGCCCAGCUUUGGCUACGGCGUCCCAGCGGUGUUGAAGCCGUUACCGCCCUGUGCUGCGGCAGCUGGAGAAGAGGCUGUGGAUAUUCCUCCGGAGGAGCGUUUCCGCACGACGUACAAGGACAAGUUCCAGGCAGCGCCUGCAAGUACCACCCAUACUCCGGAGUACUUUCCAGUACGCUUUGUGCCGGCUGGCAAUCGCCAUGUCAAAGAGAUGGCCCUCAACAUGCUGGGAGCUCAUGUGGCAAGAGCUGGCUGA